AUGGCCACAGGCAUCAACCUCUACUUUAAGUAUUGUCAUCGGCAGCCGAUUUGGUGCUUUGAAAGGGAUGAAGUUGGCGACUAUAACUCCCUUCCGGAGGAACUCGCCAGCAGCAUCCUGGCGCUGACGUCGCGAUUUUCUGACAAGCGAGACCACAUGCAACUCUACAGCAGCAAUGCGAAAACUUUGAUCAUGCUCCGUAUUGCGAACGGCACGGUGGACAUCACGACUAUCGAGAGCUUGUGUCUUUUGUCUUACGCAUCAUUUAUAGUCUACGCCGCCGAUGACCCAACAACUGACCGCAAAAAGAGGUUAUUCUGGAGUCUGCAAGUGCUGGAGCAAUCCUACGGCCGGCAAGAUGGGCUUUUGAGCCUCCCAAACGACGUGAGACGGCCCACGCUACCAGCAAGCGGAAAUCAGAUGGAGCAGGAACCCUCCAAGGCACCACCACUACCGAGGGACGAGCUUGGCACGUCAACACCAAGCGAACCGGGAAUCUGGAACACGAGCGUCUGCUUGGGAUGGGUUUGGAGCCAGGUCAGAAAGUACGUCUCCGAUUGCGCACACAACAUUCUGAAGGAACCCUGGCGGCACGACUCCACAUACGCCAAGGUGCUCUCGGACUUCAUGGAGACGGAGAACAGGAUCCCCAUGUGCCACCGCUACGACUCGGUCAAGUUUUACGAACGGAAGAUGGAAGAGCUGAAGAUGAACCGGGACUAUUGGGCGCCAUGGCUGAAAGAGCAGUUCACGUACCAUGCGAUACCAACCGUCUUAAACCAUCCCUUCCUCUACAUUGUUGGAGCCCAACACAACCCAAAUUUGGGUAUUCCAAACACAUUCUGGAGGAGGUCAUCGGAGCAGGCACUCCUCCACGCGACCUGGAUCGUUCGGAUGAUAGACAUGGUCGUGGACAAACAGGUGCCGCUGGUGGACCCGUUCUUUGGACACGUUGCAGCGAUUGCGGCUACUGUGCAUCUCUACUACUGCUGCGCCGCGGCGGCGAGACUGAAGCACAAAUCCAACACCGAUUUUGCCAAGUGCAGGCGGUUUCUAAAAAGCUUCAUACCAUGUUCUGCAGCCUGCGGUGCGCUGGAUCGGAACCUAGACAGGAUGACGCGUAUCGCCGCAGGGAGCGAAAACAUGGACGUCGAAGACUGGAUGCCGUCCAAGAUCUACCUCAGCGUCCCGCUGAUGUGGGAGAUCCUGCAGUUCAACUCCACGGCAGACUCGCAGGAGAUCCCCAGCGCUGGUCUUCUGGACGCAUCCCUCACGCCCGCAGUGCCGCCUGUGGACACGAGUGAUAGCUCGACUCUUGAGAUCAUCGUCGCCACCUCACCGGAGAUCACGAUCAACAUCGCAGACGGAGGCCAAGAGGCGCCGACGUCGUCAUACAAGAGGCCGCCGAUAUCAUCGGGGCAGGGCAACUCGACAACCACGACCACAACCACAACAACAGCAGCACCAUCGUCAUCGAGGGGGGCUGUGUUCGACCCGCCGACUGUCGAACAAAUUGAUAGUCUGACAUUUAACACGACGCCUUGGUUGUAUGCGGAUCCAUCGCAGCUGGUAGGCAUCGGGGAUAUGAGCUACCCGCAGUCAGAACCAGGCAACGCAUGGUGGGAAGGUGAGAACUUUAACAAUAUCAUGUUUAAUCAACUCUAG
Messenger RNA from Colletotrichum spaethianum, 1665 nucleotides. RefSeq lists its product as uncharacterized. The coding region runs from base 1 to 1665 and encodes 554 amino acids. The record is from RefSeq and is a predicted model, not a curated record. NCBI's taxonomy places the organism in Eukaryota, Fungi, Ascomycota, Sordariomycetes, Glomerellales, Glomerellaceae. Gene Ontology annotation, cellular component: nucleus. The transcript is spliced from 3 exons.